GGGUCAGUUGGAGGGAGGCACUCGCUGAGGCAGCAGGAGGUUUUCGGCCCGAGGACCCUAAAGGGACUUUAGCCCGCAGUGACUGGCCCCGCGCCUGACCCACUGUUGCUCACUUACCUACUCGUCCACCCACUCACCCCGCUCCCAGCGGCGGUGGCAGCGGCGGCGGCAGCGGCAUCGGCAUCGGCAUCGGCGCCACCUCCUCCUCUCACCCUGAGCAUAGCAGCCGAGGAUGAUAAACACCCAGGACAGUAAUAUUUUACCUUUGAGUAACUGUCCCCAGCUUCAGUGCUGCAGGCACAUUGUUCCAGGGCCUCUGUGGUGCUCCGAUGCCCCUCACCCACUGUCAAAGAUCCCCGGUGGGCGAGGGGGCGGCAGGGAUCCUUCUCUCUCAGCUCUAAUAUAUAAGGACGAGAAGCUCACUGUGACCCAGGACCUCCCAGUACACGAUGGGAAGCCGCACAUUGUCCACUUCCAGUAUGAGGUCACUGAGGUGAAGGUCUCUUCCUGGGAUGCAGUCCUGUCCAGCCAGAGCCUGUUUGUGGAAAUCCCAGAUGGGUUAUUAGCUGAUGGGAGCAAAGAAGGAUUGUUAGCACUGCUGGAGUUUGCUGAAGAGAAGAUGAAAGUGAACUAUGUCUUCAUCUGCUUCAGGAAGGGCCGGGAGGAUAGAGCUCCACUUCUGAAGACCUUCAGCUUUCUGGGCUUUGAGAUCGUGCGUCCAGGCCAUCCUUGUGUCCCCUCAAGGCCAGAUGUGAUGUUCAUGGUUUACCCCCUGGACCAGAACUCAUCUGAUGAGGACUAGAUGCAAUGGAGGAGGCCACUCUGACCAGGAGCCACAGCAGGGGACUAGGGGAGGGACAGGCAGCCCUGGGGUGGAGGGGGCUCCAUGCUGCCAAGGGAAGGACGCUGUAGGGCUCGAGGUGAGGGUCUCCUAAUUGUGUUCUCGGAGUUGACUCAUUGAAAUGUGUUUUCCAUAAAGAACAGUAUAAACAUAUUAUCCACAUGUAAUCACCAAUAGUAAAUGAAGAUGUUUAUGAACUGGCAUUAGAAGCUUUUUAAACUGCGUUGUGUGGUGUACCCUAGCCUAGGGGAGAGCAUUGCCUGUAGCAAGGGGCUGUCCAGCAGGCACAGGGGCAAGCCACGUGGAGGGCUGGUGGGCAUCACUGUAAGGCUCUAGUUCCCCUGCUUUUGGUCUUUAUUGUUUUAAAGAUUUGUAUAUCUUUCUUUGCUCUUAGCCCAUCACUUUUGGGGCCCCUUGGGGGGUGGCCCCCUGAUAUAUCCCUUGAGAUGUAGCUAAGUUUUUUUUUUUUUAAAAGACACUUCAUCACAGUUCCCUCUUCAUGUGGUAUGUACAUUUGCCUUAGAGUAAGCAACACCACCAGUGUCUGGUUUGACCCUUCUUUACAACUUAGUACUAUCCUGGUUUUUGGUUAAGCAGUUUUAGUCUGUUCAGUGUUACCACUGCAUUCAAUAAAGGGGCAUUCAAGUUCCCUUCCAGCACCAGGACUUCUAUUUAGGGCCCAGGUUUCUUGGCUCUCAGUUCUUUUGCCAGCACCAGGGGUUUCCACUCCUGGCCGCUGGCCUGGGAUCCUGAUGUUUCCUUCCUAGGCUUGGAGAGCUAAGAAAGCAGCUCAGCCUGGGAGUAGGGAAAAACUAUUCAUUGGGGCUGGGUGAUACUUCGGAUGAAGUGACGGAGUUCUCUGCCCCCCCCCCCCCCAUCCCAUUCCCCAGAGCAGAGCAGGACUAUAGUCCUCUGCCCUACCCAAUCUGGGAAAGGUGGGAAGUAGAAGGGAGUUAAGUGGCAGAGAAGUGGCCUGCACCCUUGUUUUCACUUAACAGCUUGUUCUUGGGGAGAAGGGGAGGGAGUAAGCGAGCAGGGCGCUGGUCUGACCCAUCCAAGCUGGUGAACUGGGUUGGUCCUUUUGGGGAGGGGGGGGGGGUGGUAAGAGUGUGUUGUGUUACUGUGUCAAUAAACUGGUUUAAAGUUG
Trichosurus vulpecula (common brushtail) is the source of this 1988-nucleotide messenger RNA. It is a transcript of the gene OAZ2, whose product is annotated as ornithine decarboxylase antizyme 2. Gene Ontology annotation, biological process: positive regulation of protein catabolic process. Gene Ontology annotation, molecular function: ornithine decarboxylase inhibitor activity. Lineage: Eukaryota; Metazoa; Chordata; Mammalia; Diprotodontia; Phalangeridae. Gene Ontology annotation, cellular component: cytoplasm; nucleus. The record is from RefSeq and is a predicted model, not a curated record.